This is a messenger RNA of Miscanthus lutarioriparius, 246 nucleotides long. Lineage: Eukaryota; Viridiplantae; Streptophyta; Magnoliopsida; Poales; Poaceae. The record is from the annotation of a GenBank genome assembly.
AUGGUGUUGUCCCUGGCCGACGAGGAAUCCGCCUCCGUGCUCACAUCUGAUGUCGCCUUGCGUGGCCACAUCGCCAUCGGUUCCUCAGGCGGGUGGCUCGUGAUGGUCGACGAGCGGGGCGCCCUACGCAUGGCUAACCCAGUCAUCGGGGCGCACGUCGACCUGCCGGUCAUCACCACUGUCUCGUUCCUCCACCCAGUUUCUGACGGCAGCUGGUUCUGCCUCCACUUUGAGCCCUUCCUAUAG